Molecule: messenger RNA, 1472 nt
Organism: Branchiostoma floridae (Florida lancelet)
Lineage: Eukaryota; Metazoa; Chordata; Leptocardii; Amphioxiformes; Branchiostomatidae
Product: protein krueppel-like
Exons: 1
Coding region: 78-371 (97 amino acids)
Biological process (GO): regulation of transcription by RNA polymerase II; central nervous system development
Cellular component (GO): nucleus
Molecular function (GO): RNA polymerase II cis-regulatory region sequence-specific DNA binding; DNA-binding transcription factor activity, RNA polymerase II-specific
Source: RefSeq, a predicted model, not a curated record
CUCACACAGGUGAGAAGCCUUACAGGUGUGAGGAGUGCAGCAAGCAGUUCAGUAGGCAGGGUGAUCUUAAGACUCACAUGCGGACUCACACAGGGGAGAAACCCUACAUGUGUGAGGAGUGUAGCAAGCAGUUCAGCCAGCUGGGCCAUCUGAGGACCCACAUGCGAACCCACACAGGGGAGAAACCCUACAGGUGUGAGGAGUGCAGCAGACAGUUCCGUCAUCUGUGUGAUCUGAAGGCUCACAUGCGGACUCACACAGGUGAGAAGCCCUACACGUGUGAGGAGUGUAGCAAGAAAUUUACUCAGCUGAGUAAUCUGAAGAGACACAUGCAGACUCAUACAGGGGAGAAACCCUACAAGUGUAAGUAGUGUAAGGGAUAGUUCAUUCAAAUGGGUGGUCUAAAACGUCACUGAUGCGCACUCACGCUGAGAAGAACAUCUUUUAGUGCGAGAUGUGCUACAGGCAGUUCAGUGAACUUUGCAGUCUUAGGAAGCACAUAUACAGACAUGAACAAGAAAGCUCAGGACUAGGAAAGUACUCGGGAGAUGUUGGUUAUGUAGCCAAUUUCAAGAAAGAUAUCCUACAAAUAUGGCCUACUUGUACAUUUAUGUUUUGUUCAUCUUUUUGUGUGCUAGCAUCUUUAACAUUGUAUAUGCAGCUUUUUAUUUCAUUUUAAAUUUUGUUAUGGAGUAUAUUACUUUUCUUAUCCGCUUACUUAUAUUUACUAAGUUUCUUAGAGUCAUGUAUGUUUGAUGUAUACGUAACUUUAUCUCAAUGCGUAUGCUGUGUUGUAACUUUUCAUGUCCAAUCAGUGCGGAACUAAUCCAGGGAUCGCAUUAUCUACGGCAUGUGUGUAGCUGUGAUAGCAAUUAAAAUGGUGAAAGCAGUUGUGCGAAGAAUGACGUGUUUUGCCACUACUAACAUCAAUUGCCGCGUUGUAGAAAGUUGUAUGUAUUACAGCAUUAUUAGCGUAUUAGCUAGCCCAUAGAUAUCUUUACUCUUCAAGCAGAGGUUCGGAUCUGGCUGUUUUUUUUUGGCGUGUUUUUACCAGGCAUUCUAUUUUGUAUUAUUUUCUUCAUGUCUACCAGCCGUAGCUGAUUUUUAGACAUGAGCCAGAACUCUCUUAUUAUCUUAUUACACUUUUCCUAGCUCAUGCACCUUUACCUUUAAUGGUAAGAUGGCAAGUGUUUGUAAGAUGUUUUGUAUACAUGUAGCGGAUACAAACUGCCAGAAUCGAAAACUUUUGAAAUCGUGUAAGAGCAAAGGACCGAUGAAAUUUAAAAUUCGGAUAACAGUUCAUGUCAACCCAAUGAUCCGAAGUCAUAUUUUAAGUUAUUAUUAGUAUUAUUGUUUGUAUUUGGUAGGGAUAUUAGAGGUCCGAUAAGUCACAUAGAAGCGUUAUUGUGUUAGUUAGAAGCGUUAUUGUUGUUUUUAUUUUAUAUGUUACAUUUGUUUAUUUACAGUCAUUU